CGCCCGCUUGGCUUGCAGCUCGGGGAGGGCGGCUGAGGCGGCGGCGCUCGCCGCGCCGGUUGAGGGGGCGCUGAGGCGGGAGCUGUGGCGGCGCUGGGCGCCCCUCGCUCCUCGGCCUCUGGGGGCCAUGGGCUCUGAGAAGGACUCCGAGUCGCCGCGCUCUACAUCUCUACACGCGGCCGCGCCCGACCCCAAGUGCCGCAGCGGCGGCCGGCGCCGGCGCCUCACCUUCCACGGAGUCUUCUCCGCCUCGGCCCGCGGUCGCCGCGCCCGGGCCAAGCCACAGGCCGAGCCACCGCCCCCGGCCGCGCCGCCGCCGCCCGCCCCGGUCCCGGCCGCGGCCCAGGCCCCGCCGCCCGAGGCGCUGCCCACCGAGCCGGCCGCCGAGGCGGAGGCGGAGGCCGCGGCGGCGGCCGGGCCCGGGUUCGACGAUGAGGAGGCGGCGGAGGGCGGCGGCCCCGGCCCGGAGGAGGUGGAGUGCCCGCUGUGCCUGGUUCGGCUGCCGCCCGAGCGGGCCCCGCGCCUCCUCAGCUGUCCGCACCGCUCGUGCCGGGACUGCCUCCGCCACUACCUGCGCCUGGAGAUCAGCGAGAGUCGGGUGCCCAUCAGCUGCCCCGAGUGCAGCGAGCGACUCAACCCGCACGACAUCCGCCUUCUGCUCGCCGACCCGCCGCUCAUGCACAAGUACGAGGAGUUCAUGCUGCGCCGCUACCUGGCCUCGGACCCCGACUGCCGCUGGUGCCCGGCCCCGGACUGCGGGUAUCUGAGUUCCCUGGGGAUGUGGCCAAUGGUUUUGCCACCUUUUGAAUGCCAGGAGAAAAACAGCUUGUUUUGUUUUGUUUCAAACUGUUCUAUUCUUCUGUGUCUGGUAAAAAUCAUGGAUGAGCAUUAUGCAGUUAUUGCCUAUGGCUGUGCCAGCUGCCCAAAGCUGACCUGUGAGAGGGAAGGCUGCCAAACGGAGUUCUGCUACCACUGCAAGCAAAUAUGGCAUCCAAAUCAGACAUGUGAUAUGGCCCGUCAGCAGAGGGCACAGACUUUGCGAGUACGGACCAAGCACACUUCAGGUCUCAGUUAUGGGCAAGAAUCUGGACCAGAUGACAUCAAGCCAUGCCCACGAUGCAGUGCUUACAUUAUCAAGAUGAAUGAUGGAAGCUGUAAUCAUAUGACCUGUGCAGUGUGCGGCUGUGAAUUCUGUUGGCUUUGUAUGAAAGAGAUCUCAGAUUUGCAUUACCUCAGCCCCUCUGGCUGCACAUUCUGGGGCAAGAAGCCGUGGAGCCGUAAGAAGAAAAUUCUUUGGCAGCUGGGAACACUGAUUGGUGCGCCAGUGGGGAUUUCCCUCAUUGCUGGCAUUGCCAUUCCUGCCAUGGUCAUUGGCAUUCCUGUUUAUGUUGGCAGGAAGAUUCACAGCAGGUAUGAGGGAAGGAAAACCUCCAAACAUAAGAGGAAUUUGGCUAUCACAGGAGGAGUGACUUUGUCAGUCAUUGCAUCCCCAGUUAUCGCUGCAGUUAGUGUGGGUAUUGGCGUCCCCAUUAUGCUGGCUUAUGUCUAUGGGGUUGUCCCUAUUUCUCUCUGUCGUGGAGGUGGCUGUGGAGUUAGCACGGCAAACGGAAAGGGGGUGAAAAUUGAGUUUGAUGAAGAUGAUGGUCCAAUCACAGUGGCCGAUGCCUGGCGAGCCCUCAAGAAUCCCAGCAUUGGGGAAAGCAGCAUUGAAGGUCUGACUAGCGUAUUGAGUACCAGCGGAAGCCCUACAGAUGGACUCAGUGUUAUGCAGGGUCCAUACAGCGAGACAGCCAGCUUUGCAGCUCUCUCAGGGGGCACUCUGAGUGGUGGCAUUCUUUCCAGUGGCAAGGGAAAAUACAGCAGGUUAGAAGUCCAAGCCGAUGUCCAAAAGGAAAUUUUCCCCAAAGACACAGCCAGUCUUGGUGCAAUUAGUGACAACGCAAGUACUCGUGCUAUGGCCGGUUCCAUAAUCAGUUCCUACAACCCACAGGACAGGUAUAGCAUGAGCCAUACAUGACUCAGCAAAGUGGAUUUUGUCUCCACAGAGAAUGCAACAAUAUGGAAAUCCAAGUGGACAUUGAAGCCAAACCAAGCCACUAUCAGCUGGUGAGUGGAAGCAGCACGGAGGACUCGCUCCAUGUUCAUGCUCAGAUGGCAGAGCAUGAAGAAGAAGGUAGUGGUCGUGGCGGCAGUGGCGGCAAUGAAGAGGAUCCCUCCUGCAAACACCACAGCUGUGAACAGAAAGACUGUUUGGCCAGCAAAGCUUGGGACAUCAGCCUGGCCCAGCCCGAGAGCAUCCGAAGUGACCUGGAGAGCUCUGAUACGCAGUCGGACGAUGUGCCAGACAUCACCUCAGAUGAGUGUGGCUCCCCUCGCUCCCAUACGGCAGCCUGCCCCUCGACUCCCAGAGCCCAAGGUGCACCGAGCCCAAGUGCCCAUACGAACCUCUCUGCCCCAGCCGAGGGGAAGACUGUCUUGAAGCCAGAAGGUGCAGAAGCCAGAGUAUGAAGUGGAAUGAAUGCUCCUGUUCUGAGAAGCACACUUGUUGUAACUGCAUCUUUUGGAAUAUUUUUUUGGGGAGGCGGGGAUUUAUGUAUUUUAUUUCAAAGAUUCUCUGGUCACAGGUUUUCCCCAGGGAAAUUCUGAGAAAUUUGCAGUUUCUUACCAGAAAAAACAUGGAGAUUUUUGCCCUUAGUCCUACCCCCACCCCCUCCCUCCUUUUUUUAGUUUUAAUUUAUUGGUUAAACUGAUGGUGGCGAUUCGUGAGGUGUGUCAAAGAGUGUACAGAUGUAUGUGUGUAUAUUGUAUGUAUGCUAACAUAUUACUGAAGGACACAUUUUAAUAAAGAUUUCUGUCGUAAUUCAACUCAAUCUCAUUUUCCUUGGCUUGGAUAGUUCUACAGAGCCAAGUGUUUGAAUAGACCACUCACGGCUUUAACAGUCUCUAGAUCGGAGUUUUCCCAAUCCCAGGAAAGGAUUGUAUUCUAAUUAGACUGCAGUGGAGUCCUCUAUAAACCAGUGACUCCUAGCCUGACAGGAAGCAAAGGUAGCUUGCUUUGGACUGCGUAGUCAGACUGAAGCCUUAGCUGAGUCAGCCAUGUGAAGAAGCUGUAGAUUAAAAUGAACCUUGUUUGCCCUCUCGAGGCAGCUGUGUAGUUUUGCUGUUAAAGCUUUACUUCGCGUUGUAGGCACCAGUAGAAAUGUACUUCAGAGGAGGGAAGGGGCGGCGGCUGUUGCAGUGCCUCUUCGGAGAGAGCCCAGUGAAUGGUGCAGGGUUAAAACUUGGGGACAAAGUACUCUUACUGGAGAAGGAAAGGUCCUGAUUUUGCCUAAUCACCAAGCAGUAACCCAGGUGUUUGUUGUAUUCUCUGGUAUGCACUCCCUGUUCCAAAACGCUGUCUCUGUUUUGCCAAUGUAGUUUAAGUAAGAGGGCCUAAGGAAUCUGACUAAGAUUCGUAAUGAAAGGAGACAGGAGACAUGCCAUCAGAAUCUCAACAUUUAAUUUUAUCUGCUCUUAUAAAGUCAUCAGAAUUGCACUAAGUUGGUAUUACUCAGGGUUCUGGCUCUGUCUAGAAUAAUGACCUUAGCAAGAAAGCUCAUACAUAGUGUAGCAGAAAACCUAAAAGAUUCAUGAAACCUGAUGUAAGAUUCUAAAUCUGGCAGUAACUUUGUGACUGUGAAUCAGUUUCUCUCUCAUGCCCCUAGUUUCCCCAACUCUUAAACAAUAUUUAAGGAGUGUCCAGUGCCAAACUUCUCUAGCCCCUUAGCCCUGGGCCCAGAGAAAGAGUUGAAAACAUCCUUUCCCUGAGGACCAGAUGGCUUUCUGUUUCCUUCCACAGAUGCACCUGCUCCUUGUCUUCCUGGCCUGUGCUUUACCACAAUGAGGAGGAUGAAUCUGGACGACAACUUGGAAGAUCCUUAUCUCUGGGGCACUGCAGCUAGACUGAGCACAUUUCCCUGCACCUAGGACAGGAAGUGCUCUUAGAGGGCUUCGGGUCUCUGGAAGACAAUGCCCUAGUGUUCUUGUGUGAAAAGGGGACUUGUUGGAAAAAGGGGCAGACAGUCUGGAAAUCUCUGAAAUGCAAAUAAUCAACUCAAGAUUGCAGUUCUCUUGAAACCUCACCAGGACAGCCGUUAACUUGGAUAAAAUCAAAGAAGUCUUUUGGAGGGGCAAGCGUCGGCAGCCAAGCCUGUGUUGUUAUCUAGGCUCCGCUUCUUCCUGCUGUGAGACUUGGGCAGUGGCCUCUGAGUCUGUUUUCACUUAGCCAACACGGGGAGAACAAUCCUUAACUAUGGGGUCGUAAAGAUUAAGUGAGAUGGUGACUGAAAUGCUUUUUUUCCUCCUGCAGGAAUAAGAAGAAAUAAGUUAAGGGAGAUUAUGGGUGCCAUCUAAGGAAAGCCCGGAACUCUAGACCAGAAGCUAUGAAAAACUAAACUUACUCUAAUCCUUUGCAACACUCCUGUUGCAGAUCCUAGACAUUAGUUGAUGAAAAGGCCCUUCAGCGCCGCCUGGAGGAGAACAUGAGUAAUGCAUUGGAAAAGUUCUCCCUUUAGAAAAUGGGGAAAGUUUAACUUCCUCUUUGUACAGCAUUCAUUCAUUUUGAAAUGCCUACCACAUUUCAAGUGUAGAAUACAGCAAUGAAGAAAACACAAAAUUAUUGUCCCCGUGGAACUUACACUCUAGUGGGGAAAGACCAUCAGGUCUAUAAUCUGGAUGAGGAUUAGUGCACUGAAGAAAACAAAGCAGGGAGAGGGAAGAGAGAAUGGUAGAUGGUGUUACUUCAGAUGGUAGUAUAGGCCUCUUUGAUAAAAGUAAUUUUUUUUAAUCUUUUUUUUUUUUUUAAGAUUUUAUUUAUUUAUUUGACAGAGAGAGCGCACAAGCAGGGUGAGUGGCAGGCAGAGGCAGAGGGAGAAGCAGGCUCCCCGCAGAGCAGGGGGAGCCUGAUGCGGGACUCGAUCCCAGGACCCUGGGAUCAUGACCUGAGCGGAAGGCAGUCGCUUAACCAACUGAGCCACCCAGGCGCCCUGAUAAAAGUAAUUUUAUCAGAGUCCUAAGGGGAGUGAGGAAGAACCAAGUGAAUAUCUAGAGGAAGAAUGUAACAGUCAUUAGGAACAGAGUACAAAGACUCUUUGGUGGAACAUCCUUAGUCUGAUUAAAACACAUGCACACACAGCUUAGAGACCUAUAUGGCUGGGGAUGAGAGUGUGUAGAUUAGCAAAACAGCUCUGAAGACAAGGAAAUUUUAAGUUUCUCUGAGGCCAGGAAGAGAGGUAAUCUUCAAACCAGAGAGAUGGGAUGCUUGCAGUCAACUUUCAAAGGGGCUAAACCUGGGAGAGGGUGCGUCUGGUCACCAGUCUGACUUGGAUGGACUAAUGUGAAGAAACUCAUGGAUAUGGUACUUAUUCAUUCUGACCCUUUCUAAUACACUUUCUUGUACUCCAGAGCCUGGAAAGCUAAAAACUACAUGUCUUAAACUUCCUUAAACCAAGGUUCUGAAUAUAAUUUAAGUUUUGCCAGUUAAAUGUGCAAACAAGAUGUGGAAGGAAGAAGUGACUGAGGGGUAAUCUUCAGCUAUUUUGACUAGUUGCUACUGCAAGGAUAUAGAGACCUUGGGUUUCUCUUCAACAGUAUUCCAAUAUCCGUCCAUAGUUUUGUGAGUGAAGGGCUUCCUGAUCCAUAAAUAACAGUGAUAAGUGUUCUUAUAGUCAGCCUGUGGUGGCCUCCUGAUGCCUCAUCUUGAUGGUCACAGAGGUCUACCAGGGUAGACCAGUCAGUUUUUCCUGGAGGUCCAGCCUAGAGCCCACUUGCUCAGGCUUUCCAAUUCUGGCAAGCACCUAAUUUAUUUGUAUUGAAUCCUUUUCUACUUAAAAUAGGUACAAGGGUUUUGUUUCUUACAACUACUAAUUGCUGGUAAUGGUAUUUGGUUCCAAAAAUGGUUAUAGGCAAUAGGCCCUCAAACAUGGUACUCUUAGAUUAGUUGUGACUCUGUUGGACUUGAAGGAAAUGAGGAUAAAAUUGCCAUUGGAAAGCAGUAGACAAAGAUUACUUAUAUUUGUGGUCACUUGAAAUGUCUUUUGGAGGACUUUGGCAGAUCAAAUGGCUGCCACUACAGACCCAUCAUGUAAGAAAUGAGGGCCUAGAUGGUGGUGGCUAUGCUAAAGAAGUAAAGAAAAGAGGGGUGCCUGGAUGGCUCAGUCGCUUAAGCAUCUGACUCUUGGUUUCAGCUGGAGCCAUGAUCUCAGGAUCUUGGGAUUGAGCCCCACAUUGGGCUCCAUGCUCAGCUGCAGAGUCUGCUCGGGAUUCUCUCUCCCUAUCCCUCUGCCCCCAUCCCCUCCCCCCAACACACGGGUGCACUUGUGCACAUGCGCCCUUUCUCUCAAAUAAAUGAAUAAAUACAGUUUUUUUUUUUAAAAGAAGUAAAGGAAAUAAAACCAAAGGCUCAAGAACUUUAUGUUUUCAGCUCAAGGCAUGUAUAGGAGAGCCCCAGAAGAAUUUCAUCUCUUGCAACUGCAAGGCUGAUACACAUGAAAAUCGGAAGGAGAUUCUGGGUUAUAGAAUUACAACAUAAGUUGAAUUCAUAGCCUUACCAUGUCUCUUUUUUUUUUUUUUAAGAUUUUUUUAUUUAUUUGACAGAGAGAUGGAGAGGGAACACAAGCAGGGGGCAGUGGGAGAGGGAGAAGCAGGCCCCUGACUGAGCACGGAGCCUGAUGCGGGGCUCCAUCCCAGGACCCUGGGAUCAAGACCUGAGCUGAAGGCAGAUGCUUAAUGACUGAGCCACCCCCUUAUCAUGUCUCUUAUGUGAAAAUUAUAGCAUUGUUUGGGAGAGAGUGGAACCCUGAAAUGAGAAAUUGGGGACAUUUGAGUAGAUUUGGAUAAACUCCAGUGUUCUGAAUCCAGAGUCCACUUACCUUCUCUUACCAGCAGAAACAGCCUUUCUUCCCCUCACUGAUAUGGCUGGUCCUGUCUUACUUGGAGACCCUCGGGUACUUGCCUUGAAAGGAAAUGCCAAUACUUAUGUCCCACCCCAUACCCCGUAUUGCCACCAGAUCUGUAACUAGAGUCCCAUCCCAGUAUGCUUUUGGAAGCAAACACAAAGUGUGAUCUAAGGGAAGUCUUACAGAAUUGUAAGAUUUUGUUAAUUUGAAUCAGCAGAAGCCUGGAUUUUAAAAGUUUAGACCAGGAAGAAAAGAACAUUAUUUUCAUUUGGGUUGAAUUUAUUAAUAUGAAAAUUCUAGAGAUACUGGAUUCAAUAUAUUGACUUGAGCAGCUAAGAGUCCUUCUUAGCUGGUUGGUUAGAUGAAGCCUGGACUGAAGAGUGGUCUACACUCAAAUUGAAAUGCCAAACAUUCCUUAGUAUAGCAUUAAAAGAUGAAUCCAAAAACAUGAAGAUAGAAAUGUUGAUGCAGAUUUAUCAUAUGUGUGACUUAUUCAUCUAAUUUUGCCCUCCAGAAUUGCUCAGAGGAUAUUCCUUUCACCAAGGAAUUGGAAAGUACACAGAUAAGGGGAACACCUUAUCUGGAAAAAUGCUAUAGUUUAUAUCCUCCAUAGGCUGGGAUUGAAGCUCAGAGAUGCUGCUGUUGAAAUGGAAUCCCUGAUAUCAGUGAGGAUGAUGGGAUCCUGGAGUGGCAGGCGCCAAGGGGCAGUACAAAGGCAGCGGAGCCGGGGUUGAUAGUCCUAUUUGGUUUAUAUAACCCAAAGCAAGACUCCAGAUCUGGCAAAAAGAGGCCUAUUUUGAGUCACCAAAAUGGAGUUACAAACUCUCACUGAAUUCUCAGACCCAACGCCCUUGAAUAAAGGGGUGCUUAGUGCCCUGGAGGGAGCACCCAACAAUAUCACCAUAACUGUAAUUGUAAAUCUUUUCGUCUUCCCGAAAGGAACCUUAAGCCAUUUAUCUAUGUUCCUGUGGUUAGGGAAAUGGAAAUACCCAGGCCUUUCGGGAAUACUUAGAAACUAGGACUAUGCUAGCAGUAAUCCUAAGGGAUCUAAAAGGUCUUUGUGGGGCGCCUGGGUGGCUCAGUUGGUUAAGCGACUGCCUUCGGCUCAGGUCAUGAUCCUGGAGUCCCUGGAUCGAGUCCCGCGUCGGGCUCCCUGCUCGGCAGGGAGUCUGCUUCUCCCUCUGACCCUCCCCCCUCUCAUGUGCUCUCUCUCAUUCUCUCUCUUUCAGGUGAAUAAAUAAAAUCUUUUAAAAAAAUAAAUAAAUAAAAAAUAAAAGGUCUUUGUGGUCCACUAGUUAGAAUAGAGGUUUAUGGGGUGUUACGGGUUGAAUCAUGUCCUCCAAAAAUGUAUGUGUUGGAGUCCUAACCCAUAAUACCUCAGAAUGUGACCUUAUUUGGAAAUAAGGCCAUUGCAGAGGUAAUUGCAUUAAAAUAGGUCAUAUAGGAGUAGGGUAGGCCCCUACUCCAAUAUGAUUGGUGUCAUAUGUAAAAGGAAAAAUUUUAACACAGAGACACAAAAACAGAGAACGCCACGUGAAGAUGAAGCCAGAGAUCCGGAUGAUGCAGCAGAAGCAAAGGAAUUACAGAGAUUGCCAGCAAACCACCAGAAGAGGGAGAAGCCUAGAACAGAGUCUCCCUCACAGCCCCUCAGAAGGAACCAAACCUGCCAACACCUUGAUCUCAGAUUUCUAGCCCAAUCAGUUUGUGGUGUUUAAGCCACCCAGUUUGUGGUACUUGUAGUAGCAUAUCUUGCAGACUAAUACAUGGGAUCAAAUAGUUUAAAAGGAAUUUUGGCCCAGAUCUA
Molecule: messenger RNA, 8739 nt
Organism: Mirounga angustirostris (Northern elephant seal)
Lineage: Eukaryota; Metazoa; Chordata; Mammalia; Carnivora; Phocidae
Gene: RNF19B
Product: ring finger protein 19B
Exons: 10
Coding region: 128-2017 (629 amino acids)
Biological process (GO): protein polyubiquitination; positive regulation of proteasomal ubiquitin-dependent protein catabolic process; ubiquitin-dependent protein catabolic process
Cellular component (GO): ubiquitin ligase complex; cytolytic granule; cytoplasm
Molecular function (GO): ubiquitin protein ligase activity; zinc ion binding; ubiquitin conjugating enzyme binding
Source: RefSeq, a predicted model, not a curated record